AUGACCUCUUCCGACGUUCGCGAUGUGCUAAACCUGGGUGAUGGCGUAUCAGGUCUGAGGCCGAGCAAGAAGCAAAAGAUUGCUACACCAAGACCAAACUUGAAGGGUUUGGCUCGUGAGGUACACAAUCUGGGGGGCGACAACCCCAUUGCUAUUGUCCCCGAAGCUAUACAUUUCAAGAAGCGACGCUUUGCAAGCCGCAAGCCUGCAGCGAGAUGGGAGAUGCGAUCGUUCAAAAACUCGGCGCGUACCGAUUCAGAUUUCACUUUGCGGCACUGGAGGAGGAAGGAUGAGAAGCAAGAUGAUAGUGACGUAUCACCAGAACAAACGAGUCAAGGAGAACAGCCACAACUACUCAGAGAUGGAACGGAGAACUCUGCGUUUGCAAAAUACAACGUGCAGGUUUCAGUCCCGCAGUACAGCGAAGAUCAGUACCAGCAAUCAUUACAACACAAUGACUGGACCAAGGAGGAAACGGAUUAUUUGCUCGAGUUGGCGCGCGACUUUGACCUUCGAUGGCCUCUGAUCUGGGAUCGCUACGAAUGGAACCCUCCCGCGACGAACGGAGAGGCUGAUGCCGACGGCGAUGAGAGCAAGGCCAUCGUUCCAGCAACACGGCCACGUUCUCUGGAAGACCUCAAGGCAAGAUACUACGAAGUUGCUUCCAAGAUGAUGGCAGCGCAAAAGCCUGUGCAGUACAUGACGCAGCCCGAAUUCUCUCUCCAUGAACUCAUGGCGCAUUUCAAUCCACAGCAAGAGAAAUUAAGAAAGGAGUUUGCGCUCAACGCCUUGACCCGGUCACGCGAAGAAGCCCGUGAAGAGGAAUCGCUAUUGCUGGAAAUUAAGCGCAUUCUGGCACGUAGUGAGCGUUUCAACGAAGAGCGUCGCGAGUUGUAUAAUCGCCUCGAUUAUCCUCGAGCGGACACUGACAUAAAUGCCUUCAAAUCUUCUGCUGGCUUGCAGAACCUCCUUCAGAACCUAAUGACCGCCGACAAGUCCAAGAAGCGCAAGUCGUUGAUGCCUGGCGAUGGUACCAGCCCUUCUGGCACCGCACCACCGCAGACAGCGGCUGCUGCAUCUUCGGCCGCUACCGCUGCCGCUGCGGCGCAAGAAGCUGGGAGGCGGGAAAGCACAGCUGCGUCCACGGGGCCUCGUGAUUCUACUGGACCUGCCGCUACACCGACAGCUUCGAACAACAAAAAGGGUCAGCAACAGCAACAACAGGAGCGCCGUAAGCUCUCAACACAGGAGGAGCUACUGUACGGUGUGACACAUCAUGAUCGAUUGGGCUCUGGACCGACAUUCCGAACCGAGAGAAUCAAUAAGCUGUUCUCACACAAGUCUCAUCAACAACAGAACCGCAUCACAAAUGUUCUGAACGAACUGGACGUCCCUAACAAACUUGCCAUGCCCACCGCGGCUACGACACAUCAGUACGAACAGCUCCUUGCGGCUGUCAAUAGUCUGCUUGAUGCCCGCAAGGUAUCGGACAAGCUUGAUGCUGAGAUCAAAGUUGAGCAGGCCAAAAAAGCAGAACGGGAAAAGGCUAUGGCCCCCCCUGAAUCUGAGUCUACAGUCGAAAAGGACAAGGCAGACCAGGACACAGGAACCGACAAUGACUCAGAGGCAGGAGCCGCUACUGGAGCGACCGCCAGCAAAGCAGAUGGCGACGUCACAUCUGCACCUGGAGAUACAAGCAAGGAUAUCUCAGAAAUGACAGCCCCUACUAUUGAGGCCUCAGACGCCUCGAGCAAGGAAACAGAACUGCUCAAUGAAAUCGACAAGAACGGGCGUCCUGGUAGCAGCGGUGCCGCGCACAAGAGAAGUGCCAGCGUUCUGAGUAGUGUCAGCGACAAGAGCAAUAAAAGACAGAAGAAGUAG
This is a messenger RNA of Fusarium mangiferae, 1881 nucleotides long. Its product is annotated as putative SWR1-complex protein 4. The record is from RefSeq and is a predicted model, not a curated record. Gene Ontology annotation, biological process: chromatin remodeling; negative regulation of transcription by RNA polymerase II; DNA repair. NCBI's taxonomy places the organism in Eukaryota, Fungi, Ascomycota, Sordariomycetes, Hypocreales, Nectriaceae. The transcript has a single exon. Bases 1 to 1881 code for a protein of 626 amino acids. Gene Ontology annotation, cellular component: NuA4 histone acetyltransferase complex; Swr1 complex. Gene Ontology annotation, molecular function: transcription corepressor activity.